Molecule: messenger RNA, 1514 nt
Organism: Osmerus eperlanus (European smelt)
Lineage: Eukaryota; Metazoa; Chordata; Actinopteri; Osmeriformes; Osmeridae
Gene: rab33bb
Product: ras-related protein Rab-33B
Exons: 3
Coding region: 198-950 (250 amino acids)
Biological process (GO): regulation of exocytosis; Rab protein signal transduction
Molecular function (GO): GTPase activity; GTP binding
Source: RefSeq, a predicted model, not a curated record
GCCUACUGGGUGCCAAGCGCACUCACACUCAGAAGUGCAGUCCUUUGUCUUUACAAGAGACUGCACAUACAGUGGCAGUGAUGCUGAUCAUUUUGACCUAAAGAUUACGGGAGUUUUAUCCUUUAUCAAAUAGCCUACAAGAAAUUAAUUGAUCGAUUGUUUCUGAGACACGUUUCGUGUUUCGUCCCACUCCCAUUAUGGAUUCCUCAUUGGAGUUCUCCAACUCAGUUAGCAGUGUCUCUUCUAUUCCAUCGCGAUGUCGGAUCUUUAAAAUCAUCGUGAUAGGUGACUCUGAUGUUGGAAAGACCUGCCUUACCCACCGUUGGUGCGCCGGAGAGUUCCCGGAUAGAACGGAGGCAACGAUAGGAGUCGAUUUCCGUGAGCGAGUUAUCGAUAUUGAAGGCGAGAAAAUCAAGCUGCAGCUAUGGGAUACGGCAGGCCAGGAGCGCUUCCGAAAGUCCAUGGUGCAUCACUACUACCGCAACGUGCAUGCUGUGCUGUUCGUCUAUGCUGUCACGAGCCCCGCCUCCUUCCAUGGGCUACCUGCCUGGAUUGAGGAGUGCCGCCAGAAUUCCCUCGGACAGGAAAUCCCAUGGUUCCUCGUGGGCAACAAGAUCGACCUCUGUGACCAGCGUGGCGACCGGUCCGAGAGGCAGGUGAGCAGGGAGCAGGCGGCCAAGUUUGCAGAGGCCCACGGCAUGACGCUGUUCGAGACCUCGGCCAAGAGCCCUGACCAGGGGGAGAAGGGCAUGGGCGGACGAGGAGGACGAGGAGGUGGGUUUGGAACCCAGAACCAGGAGAGCGUGGAGGCUGUGUUCCUAUCAGUGGGGGCCAGAUUGAGCCGACAGAGGAGGGUGCCAGAGCAGAGCACGACUGGAGGACACACAAGCUCUUUCAAAAUACCGGCUAAAAAGAGAUCGGAGAAGAACAUGUGGUCGUGCACCUGCUGAGACUGAACUGCGUUCUCCUGCCUAGGGACAGCCUCUGUGAUGGGCGGUAGGUAUGAUUAGUGGGUAUAUGAAAUUCAUAAAAAAUUUUAGUCUGAAAGACUGGAGUAAUGUUGAGUGAGUUCGGACCUGCAGGGUUGAAGGUGGAUCCAUUUUGGAUUGUGCGUCGUCGGGCCUGGUCAUGCACAGUCUGUAACAUCAACUUUAUUCCCGUCUACAGCACUCUUUCUAAGCAAACUAGGUUUGAUAUACUGGUUUUAAGACUGUCUUAAAUUUUAUGCAAUAAAUAAUCAAUGUUGAAUAACUUUGCCAAAAAAUUAGCACUGGAACAAAUCGAUUCUUUGUGGAUGCACUAGAAAACAACGUGAUGCAGUCAUGUUAUGGUCUUGUGCAUAAGUGUGGGUGGAGAGACUGUCAUGUGUGAGUGUGUGUGUGUGUGUGUGUGUGUGUGAGAGAGUGAGUGAUCGCGUGCAUGAGCCUCUAGAAAAAGAUUCAAGUCACAUGGUGUGCACAAACCACUCUAAAACAAGCCUUGAAACACACGUGCACCAACACAGACAGAAAAAG